AUGGAAAAGGUUAUGGCUAUGGCUUGUCGCGUGCUGUGCUUGUGUGUUGAUGAGUUGACGAAAUUACUUGUUCCCGCGAUUGAUCGGGUUGUUCAUACACUGAUUCCAUUUUUGAGAUGGGGUCAAGAUCCAACUGUGCUUCCAUUUCCGGAAUGUUAUUAUGCCAAAGCAAUUAGAAUGGCUGCUGCUUCAGCCAUGCCAAAGAUACUGAAUUCAGCUAGAGAAGUUGUAGAAAGCAGCGACCCAGAGGACUAUGAUCACGCUACGCAAUACGUCAAGGAGUUAUCUGAUAUGGUCAUAGGUGCUUUAAACGAAGCUUCAGAUGUGGUCAGUUGUGUCUAUCUUACCUGAUUUUUUAGGCUUAAUAAUGUCA
Molecule: messenger RNA, 373 nt
Organism: Ilex paraguariensis (yerba mate)
Lineage: Eukaryota; Viridiplantae; Streptophyta; Magnoliopsida; Aquifoliales; Aquifoliaceae
Source: the annotation of a GenBank genome assembly